AAUCUCAUGGGGGAGGGGAGGUACAGACGAAGUCGUCUGACACUGCAACAUUAAAGAAAAAGAUCUCUGAGGCCUUGCAAAGGAGUCUUGAUUCAUGCAGGGAGGAUUGCUUUGACUGUGUUAAUCCUGUUCAAGCAGGAGCUGCCCAAGAAGCUGAGGAAUAGAUUUUAGCAAUCUGGAUUUAAGAAGGUGAAACAUGUCUCUUCCCCGACAGCUGCGCGAAAAGAGUGAUUUUGACCAGCUUCCCGAUGAUGUCCCUGUUUCAGCUAACAUUGCAGAUAUUGAAGAGAAGAAAGGCUUUACUAAUUAUUAUCUGUUUGUCAUUGAAGUAAAGCUUAAAGGUGGUGGCAGAUACCUGAUUUUCCGACGCUAUCGUCAGUUCUAUGCCCUGCACACCAAACUAGAGGAGAGAUAUGGGGCAGAGAGCAAAAACAGUCCUUUUACCUGCACACUCCCUGUAUUGCCAGGAAAAGUUUAUGUUGGGUCCAAAAAGGAAAUUGCUGAGAACAGGAUUCCUAUCCUAAAUGUCUACAUGAAGAACCUACUCUGCCUACCUGCUUGGGUGUUGAUGGAUGAAGAGGUACGGCUGUUCUUCUACCACUCAACCUUUGAUUGUGAACAAGUGCCUCACAGACUGAGACGGCUUCGCCCACGGACACGCCGAGUUAAAAGCAUUUCACCUCAAGUGCCUGUUUCUGACCGUGUGGCAACUCCACGGGCUGAGGCUCUCUUUGAUUUUUCUGGAACCAAUAAACUGGAACUCAGCUUCAAGAAGGGAGACUUGAUCUAUCUACUCAGCAGAGUAAACAAAGACUGGUUGGAGGGAACAGUUGAUGAUGCCACUGGAAUAUUCCCAUGUGCUUUUGUGAAGAUCAUAAAAGAUUUACCACAGCAGGAAGACACAGUUAAUAAAAUUCGUUGUUAUUACCAUGAUGAGGCAGUGAGCACUAUCAGGGAUAUCUCAGUGGAAGAGGAUCUGAGCAGCAUUCCAUCAUUCAAAGAUCUCAUGAAAUUGAUGAGGCGGGAGUUUGACCAAGAUGACAUUGUUUUGAAUUACCGGGACCUUGAUGGUGAUCUGAUCCGGUUGCUCUCUGAUGAGGAUGUUGAACUCAUGGUGACUCAGAGCAGAAGGAGGCCAUCUGAGAAGCAUUUCUUCCCUUGGAAGCUGCACAUUACUCAAAAAGAUGACUUGGGUGUCUACAACACUAGUCCAGGAACAGGUCUACUCAAGCAGUAAGAGCAACAUGAGUGCUAUAUAGAGACUUUCCAGUCGGUAGCUAUACAGUCCUGCCAUAAUUCCUCUUUGCAGACAGUUUCCUUUAACAAGCCUUUGAAGUGAUCUUGAAAAGAGCAAUUUUUAGUAAUAUAUUACCUUCAAUGUAAAAUCUGUACUUAGUUAACUUCUUCAGCUUUUUAGCACUCCUCUGUAAGAGACACAAGUACAUAGAGACCAGAUAAAGUGAGGAACAGAGAAAUAAAAUCACUGGCCGUAUUUGCCAAGCAAGUCAGUGUUAGCUUGCAAUAGAUGUUUAGUGUCCUGAGCCCCAAGAACUGCUCUAAUCUCUGUUCUCACUCCCAGAGCUAGUUAAUUUGUCCAGAAUGUCUUCAUAAGCUUUUUUCCUAGACUGUCAUGAUUUUCUCUUCACUUGCUGAUAUGAAGGUUUGUGUGCCAGUGCUUACAAACACGUAAUUAUUUCUGUCAGGUUGGAGUCUACUGGUCAUUCAGAGUUUGUUCUGGAAACAUCAAGAAAACUCUUUCAUAUAUCAGUGAAGAAAUUGCAGCCUACCUUUGCUUUCUUUUUCCCACUGACCAAAGUUCUGAAUUCUGUGAAUCAAACCUAGUACACCUGUGGUGUUCCUUGUAGAUGUUUUUGUAAUUGUACAUGCUACUUAUUUCCACAUUCUGGGAAAAUUUGUGUGAUGCCAAUUCAAAUAGCACUUUCUUCUCUGUCUGCCUUCUGCUUUCUCACACCUCAUUGAAAAGUAGAACUAACAAGAAAUUACUGUAUCAGAUUCUUCAACAAAUAAAGUUACGUAUGAGAUUAUUUUAUCAGUUUCAGUACAAAAGGAGUUUUUUUGGGAUAUGAAAUAAUUUUGCUCCUUUUUUUUGCUUGAAAGUGAGAUAAUUUUGGAAGAAGAGUUUGCAUGUCACCUAUUCAGCUUUCCUUAAGGAGGAGUUAUAUUAUUGCAAAAGAAUGUAUCUUGCAAUAAUUUCUUCAAUGGUCAUGCAAUUAAAAUAUUUUCUUCUUGAACAAAGUUACUGCUACUUGUAAGAAUUACAAGUUAUGUAUGUUUUACAUAAAUUGUUUGAUACCUAAAAUACUGCAUUUUAAAAACAGCAUGCAGUCAUGAUGUUAAAGAGAUACCAACAAGUAUAAUCAGUAAAAAAUAAGAAGUUAAAAGAGUGUUCAAACACCAUGCUUUGCAUUCAAGUGUUAGUUUCAGUGGUACUAAGCUACAAUUCCUAAUGGUACAAUUCUGUGGUACUAAGGUACAAGAAGGUUGUUCUUAACCUACUGCUAAAAUUUGUACAGAAAAAAGGGAAGAUUAAUAAGUAUCUGCAGGUACUAAGAAACAGUUAACUAACAAUGCAUGAAUAAUUAACCUACCCUUCCCCAAACUGGCAAAAUAAUGUUUUCUCUUUUUCUUAGAUGUUACCUGUAAUGCUAUCAGAUAAUAAGAUCUUCAACAACAACAAAAGUAUUUAAGGCAACUUACCCUUUAAACUUUUUUUCUUCCUGAUGUGUAUACAUGAACUUAUUUAUAUACAUAAGCUUUAAUAUUGUAUUAUCUGUGGCCCUGCAUUUAUGCAUUUAAGUGUAUUGGAAAUAAAGGAAAGAGUUUAUAUUUAAA
This is a messenger RNA of Columba livia (rock pigeon), 2853 nucleotides long. It is a transcript of the gene NCF4, whose product is annotated as neutrophil cytosolic factor 4. Gene Ontology annotation, molecular function: protein binding; phosphatidylinositol binding; superoxide-generating NADPH oxidase activator activity. The coding region runs from base 197 to 1237 and encodes 346 amino acids. Gene Ontology annotation, biological process: respiratory burst; phagocytosis; superoxide anion generation. The record is from RefSeq and is a predicted model, not a curated record. The transcript has 10 exons. Gene Ontology annotation, cellular component: cytoplasm; NADPH oxidase complex. Lineage: Eukaryota; Metazoa; Chordata; Aves; Columbiformes; Columbidae.